Molecule: messenger RNA, 477 nt
Organism: Blastomyces dermatitidis ER-3
Lineage: Eukaryota; Fungi; Ascomycota; Eurotiomycetes; Onygenales; Ajellomycetaceae
Exons: 1
Coding region: 1-477 (158 amino acids)
Source: RefSeq, a predicted model, not a curated record
AUGCGCCCCAACCAUGUCAUCGUUCUCAUCGUACUCUUGGUACCAGUAUUCGCGUUCAUCGUAUAUAGAGUUGUCAUCCACGCCGCCUUCGUGUUCUAUCACAACCUCGCAGUGAACAACAUGAUGCUAGAGACACGAAAAGCAGAGGAAGCGAUCGACGCCCAGGAAGCUGAAGUAGCUCAGGCGACCAAUCUUCCCCCCCCUGGCCCUCAACCAGCGCAAGCAGUGCAGCCAGGAAGCCCGUCCACCACAGCUAAUAAUGGACAGCCGGCGAACGUACAACCGGACAACUCAGGGCAAACAAACCCAUCACAGCCAGCAAAUGGGCCCCCAGGAAAUGGCAACGGAAACGCACACGGCAAUGGACAUGUGAAUGCGAAUGGGAAUGGACAACUAGCCAACGGACACCCUCCUGCGAACGGAGCGGGGGGUGGAGGAGGAGCAGCACCGCCCACCGCCAUCAAUGGUCACCCCUAG